UUUCAGUAAUCAUCCCUCGUUGACAUAUCCUUCUCCAAAAUGAAGAAAAUACCAUACCUAAGAUCAUCCCUUGGAGUGAUCCUAACUAUCAUACUUCUCUUCUCUAAACCCUCUCAUGGCCUGAUAGAUACCGAUAUUAAUCCACCAUUGAUCCCAAACCCUCGACUUCUGAAGGCCUAUAUAGCUCUCCAAGCUUGGAAACAUGCCAUGACCUCUGACCCCCAUCGCUUUACCUCAAAUUGGUAUGGCCCAAAAGUUUGCAACUACACCGGAGUCUACUGUGCACCAGCUCCGGAUGACCCUUACAUCACUACAGUGGCGGGCAUAGACUUAAACCAUGCCAACAUAGCUGGUACUUUACCUGAAGAUCUUGGUCUCCUCACUGACCUUGCUCUCUUCCACAUAAAUUCCAAUCGCUUUUGUGGCCAGGUACCUGAAAGCUUUCGCAACCUCAACUUUCUUCACGAGCUUGAUAUUAGUAAUAACCGAUUCAGUGGAAGGUUCCCUUAUGUUGUUCUUUAUUUACCUUCACUCAAAUUUCUUGACAUCAGAUAUAAUCAGUUCAGUGGCACAAUCCCCUCACAGUUGUUUGAUCUGAAACUAGAUGCCUUGUUCGUUAACAACAACAAGUUUCAAUCAUCCUUACCCAAAAACUUUGGUAACUCUCCUGUAUCAGUUAUUGUCAUGGCAAAUAGUGGCCUCACAGGCUGCUUUCCUUCAUCAAGUUUGGCACAGAUGGCAGGAACUCUCCAGGAAAUCAUUUUGAUGAACAAUGGCUUUACAGGGUGUUUGAAACCAGAAAUUGGUAACCUAAAGGGAGUGACAGUCUUUGAUGUUAGCUCUAACAAGCUUGUUGGGCCUUUGCCAGAUGCUAUUGGGCAAAUGAAGAGCUUGGAGCAGCUCAAUGUCGCAAACAAUAAACUAUCUGGUUAUAUUCCAGAGAGCAUAUGUUCAUUGCCUAAGCUGGAGAAUUUCACCUACUCCAAUAAUUUCUUCGCUUCCGAACCUCCAAAAUGCCUCAAGUUGCCUGACAAAGAUGACAGAAAGAAUUGCAUUCCCUAUAGGCCAUUGCAGAGAUCACCAAUGGAAUGCAAGUCUUUCUAUGCACAUCCAGUCGAUUGUAGUAUCUCUGGCUGCUCACCUAGAAGUCCACCACCUCCACCUCCGCCUCCACCAGUGCAUCAUUGGCCAUGACCAA
Messenger RNA from Theobroma cacao (cacao), 1198 nucleotides. RefSeq names its product leucine-rich repeat extensin-like protein 6. The record is from RefSeq and is a predicted model, not a curated record. NCBI's taxonomy places the organism in Eukaryota, Viridiplantae, Streptophyta, Magnoliopsida, Malvales, Malvaceae. Gene Ontology annotation, molecular function: protein binding.